This is a messenger RNA of Hymenoscyphus albidus, 723 nucleotides long. Lineage: Eukaryota; Fungi; Ascomycota; Leotiomycetes; Helotiales; Helotiaceae. The record is from the annotation of a GenBank genome assembly.
AUGGCACCCGCCGGAUGGCUGUCAUGUGAUGGGGAAAAUAUGUGCUGGGCACGUGAUAUAGUAGGGCUUGCCACCCUAAGCGAGCCACCAUUCCUGAUUCGAUCUAGCGCAAAAUCGUACCUACACAAGGCGCGAUCGAGAGCUUCAACUUUUCCUUUCUUCUUCAUCUUCAUCACAACACUCAACUUUGACAAGUAAGUCGCUCCUACCCUACAAUGUCCUGAUCGUUUACUCACACAUCACAGCAACUGUUAUCAGGAUGAGAGCGAAGUGGAGAAAGAAGCGCGUUAGGCGCCUCAAGAGAAAGCGCCGCAAGACUCGUGCCAGAUCGUAAGCUUUCCCCCUCCAUUGAAUUUUGGCCAUCAACACAGUUGCUAACCCCCUCGUAGCAAGUAAACACCUCACCACAACCCGAUCAAUGGUACUCGAUACCUCUCACAACAUUCGCAUCAUGACAAUGUAACCUCCAACACUACGCCAUCUCCCGCAUCAUAAACGUUCACGCCUUUUUCAGCAUUCGGUUUCCAGCACAGUUUGGGACUACCACUCGGUACAACGGUCGCCGGUGUUAAAGGAUGGAGCAGACUGAUGACGCGCAGUCGUUGGCCUUUGAUGGUUUGGAAUUUUUGGAAGCAGGAACCAGUUAAGACGUAUUUCGGAUUGUCAAGUUAGGGUUUGCCUACAAAGAAGCCAAGGAAAGAAAGCUGCCGCUGAUGCUAGUCA